This is a messenger RNA of Emys orbicularis (European pond turtle), 2818 nucleotides long. It is a transcript of the gene PPP1R21, whose product is annotated as protein phosphatase 1 regulatory subunit 21. The record is from RefSeq and is a predicted model, not a curated record. NCBI's taxonomy places the organism in Eukaryota, Metazoa, Chordata, Testudines, Emydidae. Bases 82 to 2424 code for a protein of 780 amino acids. Gene Ontology annotation, cellular component: membrane; early endosome. The transcript has 22 exons.
GUUGGAUUGAGCCGCGGCGGCGGCCCCGGGCAGUGGGUUCUCCGACGUGGACAGCGGUAGCUACUGAGGAGCGGUGGGGCGAUGGCAGCGGCUAGCGCGGAGCUGCAGGGGAAGUACCAGAAACUGGCUCAGGAGUAUUCGAAGCUUCGAGCUCAGAAUCAGGUGCUGAAAAAAGGUGUCGUGGAUGAGCAAGCAAAUUCUGCUUCUCUGAAGGAACAACUGAAGAUGAAGGACCAAUCAUUGAGAAAACUGCAACAAGAAAUGGACAGUUUGACAUUUCGAAAUCAACAGCUUGCAAAGAGGGUGGAACUGCUUCAGGAUGAACUUGCCUUAAGUGAAGCCAAGGGCAAGAAGAACAAGAAAAGUGGAGAAUCUUCAUCUCAGUUGAGUCAAGAGCAGAAGAGUGUCUUUGAUGAAGAUCUUCAAAAGAAGAUAGAGGAGAAUGAACGAUUACAUAUACAAUUCUUUGAAGCAGAUGAGCAGCACAAACGUUUAGAAGCUGAGCUGAAAAAUAGACUUGAGGUUUUGGAAACAGGUGCUGCCCAGCAUCAAGCAGUGGUGGAUAGUUUAACCCGGAAAUACACUGAUACCAUAGAAAAACUGCAGAAUGAUAAAACCAAAUUAGAAAUCAAGUCUCAGACACUAGAAAGAGAAGCUAAGGAAUGUAGAUUUCGAGCGGAAGAAUGUCAGCAGCAGUUAAAGAACCUUCAUGCAGAUUUGGGUAGGCGAUUGGAUGACUCUUUAUGCAUAAUCAAUGAAAAAGUACCUUUCAAUGACACAAGAUCUAGUCAAUAUAAUGCUCUUAAUGUACCAUUACACAAUAGAAGAUGUCAGCUGAAGUUGCGGGACAUUGCUGGUCAGGCUUUGGCUUUCGUUCAGGAUCUUGUGACAGCACUUCUGAACUUUCAUACUUACAUGGAACAGAGAGUCCAGAUUUUUCCCAUUGAUUCUGCCACUGAUACUAUAUCGCCAUUAAAUCAGAAGUUCUCACAGUAUCUUCAUGAAAAUGCAUCCUAUGUUCGUCCUCUGGAGGAAGGAAUGCUUCACUUGUUUGAGAGUAUUACAGAAGAUACGGUGACUGUGCUGGAAACAACUGUGAAAUUGAAGGUCUUUUCUGAACAUUUAGCUUCCUACACAUGUUUUCUCAGGAAGAUUCUUCCUUAUCAGUUAAAAAGUUUGGAAGAAGAGUGUGAAUCUUCUCUUUGCACAGCUGCUUUAAGAGCCAGGAAUCUGGAGCUCCACAAUGAUAUGAAGAAGAUUACUGCAGUCUUUGAGAAGUUACAUGUAUACAUUAGUCUUAUUGUCUUACCAAGUAUAAAACCAGAAGGGCUGCUUCGGACAAAUUACAGUUCAGUAUUCACACAUGUUGCUGCAGGUCUUCAUGGAUUUCAUAAUGUUAUGAAAGAAAUUUCCAAGCACUACAGUCAGAAAGCUGCCUUAGAACACGAGCUUCCAACAGCCACACAGAAACUUAUAACAACAAAUGACUGCAUCUUGUCCUCGGUAGUGGCUUUAACAAAUGGAGCAGGCAAGAUUGCCUCAUUCUUUAGCAACAACUUAGACCACUUCACGGCUUCAUUGAGCUGUGGGCCUAAGGGAGGGACAGAGUUCAUCAGCCCUCUAUCAGCUGAAUGUAUGCUCCAGUACAAGAAGAAAGCAGUUGCCUACAUGAAAUCUUUAAAGAAGCCCUAUUCAGAUUCAGUGCCUUAUGAAGAGGCUUUGGCCAAUCGCAGAGUUCUUCUGAGUUCCACAGAAAGUAGAGAAGGUCUUGCACAACAGGUCCAGCAAAGUUUGGAGAAGAUUGCAAAACUGGAGCAGGAAAAGGAACAUUGGAUGCUUGAGGCCCAGCUAGCCAAAAUUAAGUUAGAGAGAGAAAACCAGAAGCUAAAGAGCUCACUUAGUGGACAGUUGAUUGAGCCUAUGCCAGAAAAUUCUGUUCUGCUGAAUGCAGCCGAAGGAGAGAAAGAAGAAGCCAUAAAAAAGACUUCAAGGGAGCCUGUUAAAAGAAUGAGUCUGAUUGGAAUGUUGACCAUGACCACUGACAACAAAGAGGCUCCAGAGGCUAAGUCCCGUGAAGACUUGAUAAAAAAUCACUAUAUGGCAAGGAUAGUAGAACUUACGUCUCUUCUACAGCUGGCUGACAGCAAGUCAGUACAUUUUCAUGCUGAGUGCCGAGCGCUUGCCAAAAGAUUAUCAUUAGCUGAGAAGUCUAAGGAAUCACUAGUGGAGGAGAUGAAAUUAGCUAGUCAAAGCAUCAGUAGAUUACAGGAUGAGUUGACAACCACCAAAAGAAGCUAUGAAGAUCAGCUAAGUAUGAUGAGUGACCAUCUGUGCAGCAUGAAUGAAACCUUAUCUAAACAAAGGGAAGAAAUUGAUACACUAAAAAUGAGUAAGGGAAAUUCCAGAAAGAACAAAAGUCGAUAGUUUACGGCCAAUCAACUGUCUUUCAGAUGUUGCUACUGCUACACAGAAUUGCAGAUGCUGAAAAUUCAAUGUCACCCUCUUGGGUAGUUCUUAAAAGGAAACAGAGGUGGGUUUGGCCUAGUAAUAAGUCAUUUGGUGCUGUAUAUGAAUUUGACACAUUUAGAACUUGUAAUCAGUAAAACAGACAGAAUUUAAUGUUGGCAGUUAAAACAAAGAAUUUUCACUCAUGGUUAACUUGCAUCGGAAUUCCCUUAGGUUGUUUUUACUGUACACUUUUUGAAAUUAGAUUUUAAUGUAAUCUAAUUAAGAUUAUGUAUAUUUUCAAAUUCAAGUAUGGGUUAAACUUGGUAUCUGUGCGAUAGUGUGUUUCUGGAUAAAAUGUUUAAACUGUCAA